Molecule: messenger RNA, 3030 nt
Organism: Eubalaena glacialis (North Atlantic right whale)
Lineage: Eukaryota; Metazoa; Chordata; Mammalia; Artiodactyla; Balaenidae
Gene: CSNK1E
Product: casein kinase 1 epsilon
Exons: 11
Coding region: 232-1482 (416 amino acids)
Biological process (GO): endocytosis; peptidyl-serine phosphorylation; signal transduction
Cellular component (GO): nucleus; cytoplasm
Molecular function (GO): protein serine/threonine kinase activity; ATP binding
Source: RefSeq, a predicted model, not a curated record
AGGGAGGCGGCGGCGGCUGCGCUGAGAUCCUAGAGCCUGAGCCCGGCCGGGACAAGCGGAGCGGAGCGCGGCGGCGGCGGCGGCGGUGGCGGCGGCUGGGCCAGGAGAGGCUGGCGCGCCGGGCGGCUCUGCGAAUCCUCCAGCAUCCGCCCAGGCGGGCCGCCCCCGCCCGCGGCAGCUCCCCGAGCAGCGGCCCGGCACCGGCGCCUUCCCGGCGGGCAAGAGUGAACCAUGGAGCUACGUGUGGGGAACAAGUACCGCCUGGGCCGGAAGAUCGGGAGCGGGUCCUUCGGAGAUAUCUACCUAGGUGCCAACAUCGCCUCUGGUGAAGAAGUUGCCAUCAAGCUUGAGUGUGUGAAAACGAAGCACCCCCAGCUGCACAUCGAGAGCAAGUUCUACAAGAUGAUGCAGGGGGGAGUGGGAAUUCCAUCCAUCAAGUGGUGCGGAGCCGAGGGUGACUACAACGUGAUGGUCAUGGAGCUGCUGGGGCCCAGCCUCGAGGACCUCUUCAACUUCUGCUCCCGCAAGUUCAGCCUCAAGACGGUGCUGCUCCUGGCCGACCAGAUGAUCAGCCGCAUCGAGUACAUCCACUCCAAGAACUUCAUACACCGGGACGUCAAGCCCGACAACUUCCUCAUGGGGCUGGGGAAGAAGGGCAACCUGGUGUACAUCAUUGACUUCGGCCUGGCCAAGAAGUACCGGGACGCCCGCACCCACCAGCACAUCCCCUACCGGGAAAACAAGAACCUGACUGGCACUGCCCGCUACGCCUCCAUCAACACCCACCUGGGCAUCGAGCAAAGCCGUCGAGAUGACCUGGAGAGUCUGGGCUACGUGCUCAUGUACUUCAACCUGGGCUCCCUGCCCUGGCAGGGCCUCAAAGCGGCCACCAAGCGCCAGAAGUACGAGCGGAUCAGCGAGAAGAAGAUGUCGACGCCCAUUGAAGUCCUCUGCAAAGGCUACCCCUCUGAGUUCUCAACAUACCUCAACUUCUGCCGUUCGCUGCGGUUCGACGACAAGCCCGACUACUCCUACCUGCGCCAGCUCUUCCGCAACCUCUUCCACCGUCAGGGCUUCUCCUAUGACUAUGUCUUCGACUGGAACAUGCUCAAAUUCGGUGCAGCCCGGAACCCCGAGGACGUGGACCGGGAGCGGCGAGAGCACGAGCGUGAGGAGAGGAUGGGGCAGCUCCGGGGGUCCGCGACCCGGGCUCUGCCCCCUGGCCCGCCCACCGGGGCCACCGCCAGUCGGCUCCGCAGUGCGGCCGAGCCUGUAGCUUCCACCCCUGCCUCCCGCAUCCAGCAAGCUGGCAAUACUUCCCCCAGAGCGAUCUCCCGGGUCGACAGAGAGAGGAAGGUGAGCAUGAGGCUACACAGGGGCGCACCCGCCAACGUCUCGUCCUCCGACCUCACUGGGCGGCAAGAGGUCUCCCGGAUUUCAGCCUCACAGACAAGCGUGCCAUUUGACCACCUCGGGAAGUGAGGAGGAGCCACCAUCGGACCAGUAUUUGCUUAGUGUCUUCACUGUAUUUUCUUUUAAAAAAACAACAAAAAGAUGGGGAAAAAAAAACCACUUGAACAAAAAGAGAAACAAAACCCAGCACAAAACCAACGAUGGAUUCUAUUUCGAUUCUUUUUUUUUUCUUUUUUUUUUUUUUUCUUUUUUUGCCAAUGGCAAGAAGAUGGGAUGCCCUCGGCAUAGAGGAUCCUCGUCCCUUCACACUUCCCGCUGCCCACAGCCUUCAGGCUGCCAAACGCUCCCAGACAUCAGGUUACACUUGGCGGACGCCACGGCCGCCACCUGACAUGGCUGGGAGGGGGACACUUCUGCACUGGAGUUGCAGCAGGUCCUCACGGGCCCUCAGGAGGUGGCCUGAGGAGCUGGGGGAAUGGAUUGGUUGGUCAGAGGCAGGUCCCACUGGGUGUCCAUGAGCCUUGGGACCACAGGAGACGUAUGCAGCCCCACCCCCCUGAGAUGACGGCCGCCGACUUUCUGUGUUGGGCUUUUGCCAGUGCCCCCCUCAGCAUUUGGGUCCCUUCUUUGCCUGUCCACAGAGACCUUGAGGAGGGGGUGGUGAGGCAGGGGGGCCAGGAGUCCUUGUGGGCGUGUGUGUAUGUAUCUGACCUGUAUCUCCCAGGACAGCGGGUGUCCCGCCCACCUGCCAGGCCGACUUUGUGUUCUCAUCCCCCUGACAAGGACAUGGGGGUGGGCAGUGACCUCCAUGUCCCUCAAGAAGGGCACAGAGGGUCUUUGACACCACCGACCCCUGAGACUGUCAUCAGCCUGUGGUCCCCCUUUUCUGGUCUUAGGGCAGAAUCCGUGGAGACUACUUCCAGAAGGCAUCUGGCUCCUGGGUUAUAAAUUAAUUCCCUGGUCCUGACACUCACCUGGGGUCAGGCCUGGGCACUGGAUUUAUCCAUCCUGCCUAGUUAACACUCGUUUUUACUUUAUUUUUGUUUGUUUUUUUCUGUGUGUGUAUUUCCUAAUUUAUUUACCUCUGUUUCCCCUUUUUUUUCUUUUUCUUUUUUUUUAAUUAAAGAGCAAAACUUUUUAUUACUUUGUAAUUUAAAAAACUGAAAAAAAAUACUGAAGAACUUUGGGGGGAAUUUUGUACUUUUUUCCUGUGUAAAUAUUGGACUUUUUUGAGCUUUAUUGUGGUUGUUAAUUUGAAGUAAUAAAGUAGAAAAGGAUAAAGUGACAUGGGCAGCCCUUGGUCCACCCACCUCUUUGCUCUGGGGGCUUCUCUCCAGCAGACCUGGGAGCCGGGGAUGGCUGAGGACACUCGGAGAGUACUUGGUACCUCCCUGGGACUGUUUUAACCCUGUGCUUCAAAGACCACACACAAACCACCUGGGGACCUCGUUAAAAUGCAGCUUCUGACUCAGGAGGGCUGGAGUGGGGCCUGAGAGUCUGCAUCCGAACAAGUUCCAGGUGAUGCCCACAGCCCAGGACCACACUGAAUAGGAAAGUUCAAAACGCUCUUCACGUUAUCCACAAUUCUGAGUUAUCUUAGCCAUUAAUUCUGAGUUA